Dimorphilus gyrociliatus is the source of this 4755-nucleotide messenger RNA. NCBI's taxonomy places the organism in Eukaryota, Metazoa, Annelida, Polychaeta, Dinophilidae. The record is from the annotation of a GenBank genome assembly.
GCUCGUUGUUUUACCGUUGGCGGCUAAUAGACGCUCGACGUCGUCGCUUAAUGUAUAUAUAUAGACGUCCGAAAAUAGACCCCUAAAACGGCUGAAACUUUAGGGAAAUCAAACGGCCACUCGGCUUGAAUCGAUUACUUUUUAUAGGAAGAAAAUGCUGUUCCUGUUUGUCACCGGUUUUUUAUUCGGGAAAAGGAUAAAAGAAGUAAAUUUGUUAAUCGACCGACCAGCAGGUGGCGCUUAUAGUUGUCCCGUUUCAGACUUUACUUGGCGAGCAAUGAAGAGGUGUACGUUAUUGUCCGUCGUGUUUGACAGAUAGCUUCAACUAGUCAAUGUAGUUAUUGGCAUCUAAGAAGGAUUUAAGGAUACUGUUACUGGAAUAUUUGCGAAGUAGUACUUGAGAUAAAGAAGUUGUGAAUAGGAGGAGAAAUUGGAAAGAGGAUGAGCAAAAUUACAUCAACUACCAUCAUUUUUAUCCUAAUUAUACUACCCAGCGGCUUUACACUGGCUGGGCGUAGGACUAAUAGCCGUCGAAAAAAUUUUAAUCCACAAAAAAAGAAAACGGAUUAUAGUAAAGCUGUAACGGUUGGUGCGAUUUUACCAAAGUCUUAUGCUUUAGGACGCAAAUAUACAACAAUGGCUAAGCAACUGGAACCAUUCAAUAAAAAUUUCUCAGAAAAUCUUAAUUCGUUUUUGCAUUUUGAAUUCAAAAUGUUGGAAUCAACUUUUAAACCGUCGGAUUUAUGGAGAGCCAUGUGUGACGAUGGGUUGUUCAAGACUAGAUUCAAUUCGUUAAUCUAUGUUCAAACUGCCUUCACUUCUAAAGCGGAGAUUCUACAGCCGUCUUCCGAGCACCUGAUGAGCGUGGCCCAAUUCUAUCAGAUACCAGUGAUCGUGUGGGAUUCCCCAGGGAUUAUCCAGGUUCGUCCUUCCAAAACUCCCUGCCGUCCCAACCCGUUUUAAACGCGUUUAUAAUUAAACGCUUACCGAUUUCACCCUCAUUUUAUUCCUUUUCCAAACUGGUCCCGGCAGACGAAUAGGGAACGCCUUCUAAUCCAAUUAACGCCGUCCAUAGCCCACCAGGGCGAAGCCAUGCUGAGCCUUUUGAGAAGAUACGGAUGGAAUCGUUUCGCAAUCGUUACAGGACGACUUUCGGGUCACGACACAUUUGUCAACACCAUCCGGGAUCUAGUUGAUAAUUCCGGCGAAUUGUGAGUAUAAAAUUAGUAUUUACAUAGAGAACAUACUGCUUAUCAAGCAGGCAUCUAAAAUCAAAUAAAGAAAAACUAGACGAAAUGUCCGCUUCAGUACAUAGUGUAAUUUGGCCAGACGGAACGUCUAAUUAGGACGUCAUCGAAGGUCACGCGAGCAUCUUCAGUUAGGAGGUGAAAGCAUUUUUCGGUCGAAAGUCGAACAAAUAAGAAAAAAGGCCAAUAAGUGAUCGAAAAAUAGACUAAAGAACCUUUUAAUAGCGAAUAUAAUAUAAAGUGAGGGGCCGAUGAGGGGGAACUCGUUAUCGAAUUGCUGGAGUCUAUUAAUUUUAUAAAGGUUUUGCUUAGGAGUCAGUUUCGUUGGAAAUAUUUUACGCUUCGAAUUUUUUCUAUACCUACUUUUGCGUCGUUGAUAAAAGACUUUUUUUUUUUUGACGCCUCUCUUUUCUCUAUUCUAUAUAUUUCGCAACAAAAUGAUUCCGAUUGGUGGUUAAGGUGCGAUCAAGCGUUAAAAAAGAGCGUUAGGACGUAAAGUAUUUCCAGUUUUUCCUCUUCUCUUCCAUCGCACUGGACGCCUAAUAAAUAAUCUAAAGAAUAAAUUAAAUUUGCACCAUUUUGCCUAUAGAUUGACAGUAUGUUAAAUUUAGUAAAGAAAACAGGAAAUAUAGGACUAAAUUUUCUUAAACAUCAAGGGAAGGAAAAGGUCGUGUGACCUAGAGUAAGUGAGCCUGUACGUGUGACGCAUUAAACAAUAUAAAGAGAAUUUUAACAAUUGAGUAACUUCUAAUUUAUUAUUAUUCACCUAAAAGUAAACCUUAUAUUAAAUUGAGUGCAGUUUCGAUAUUACGACGACUGUUCAUCUACCAUCUAUGGAAAAUGAAACUGUUACGUCAGAGCUACAAAAACUUCAGGCAGCUGAGAGUCGUGUAAUGUUAUUGUAUUCGUCAAAAGAGGAGGCAACACAGAUAUUUAAAGUUGCCGAACGUAUGAAAUUAUCUGGCAAAAAUUACGUUUGGAUAACUACUAAGUGCGCCAUUCUUAAAAGUACUCUUGGUGCCGAAUUGGAUGAAGAUCGAGGAAGGUUCCCUUUAGGAAUGUUCGCCCUUUAUUACUCGCAUGAUUACGAUGAACAAGUGAAAGUAAUCGAGAAGGCUUUGGUCAUUUGGGCACAGGCCAUGACGAAUCUUAAGAAGGAAGCAGAAAAUAAGAGAAUCCUUCUGCGACCAUCUUAUCAUUGUAAUCCCCAGAACGAUUCUGUAUGGAAAUACGGCAGCAUCGUUUACGAUCAACUAUUAAAGGCAAAAGUUAAACUGAAUUCCGGUGAGGAAACUAUAGAAUUUAAGAAGGAUGGAACACUGAAGAGUGUAUCUCUCAAGGUGCUCAACUUGAGACCCAAAAAUGAAAGAAGUGACGAAUGGGCGACAGUUGGGGAAUGGAAAUCUGGUAAGGAAGUUGAAAUGUACGAUAUAACUUGGCCGGGUAAUGCUCCAGCACCUCCUAUCGGUAGACCAGAAAAAUACCAAGUUAAGGUUGUCACAUUAAAAGAGGAUCCAUAUGUUAUAUAUAGCGAUCCCGAUCCCAAUACUGGUACAUGCCCACCUAUGGCCGUUUUAUGUCGUAUAGCAGCUAAAAAUUUAACUACGCUCGUGGCUAACGCUACUUCCGACCCGUCGCUGUACCAAUGCUGCUCCGGAUUAUGUAUAGACUUACUUAAGAUGCUGGCAGAGAAAAUUGGAUUUGACUUUGAACUAUUCGAAGUAAGCGAUAAAAUUUGGGGAGCCUACAACGCUGAUACGAAGGAAUGGAACGGCUUAAUUAAGGAUAUAUUAGACGGGAAAGCCGAUAUGGUGAUGACGUCGUUAAAGAUAACACCAGAAAGAUCAGCAGCUAUAGAUUUUAGUGUUCCCUUCCUAGAGACUGGGAUUACGAUUAUUGUUGCCGUCAGGGACGGAGUUAUCUCUCCAACAGCCUUCUUAGAGCCGUAUGAUUAUCCUUCCUGGUGCUUAAUUCUUGUAUUUAGUGUCCAUGCUUCUGGCGCCUCUAUUUUCCUAUUUGAAUGGUUAUCUCCAAGCGGCUUAGAUAGGGGGCAAAAGCCGUUGAAAGAACAUAGAUUUUCCCUCUUCCGGAGCUUCUGGCUAAUAUGGUCGAUGUUGUUCGGUGCUGCUGUUUCCGUUGACAACCCCAGAGGGGUGUCCAGUAGGUUUUUGGGGAAUAUUUGGGCCCUGUUCGCCGUCGUUUUUACAGCGAGUUAUACAGCUAAUUUAGCCGCGUUCAUGAUUACUAAAGAGGACUAUGACAGACUGAGUGGAAUACAGGAUUGGAGGUUACGGAACCCCAAAGCUCAUAAGCCUGCUUUUAAAUUCGCUACAGUGCCACAUGGAAGUACAGAAACUAAUUUAAAGAAUAAUUACCCUCAAAUGUACGAUUAUAUGAUGCCGUUCAAUAAAUCGACAGUUGAAGAAGGUGUUAAGGCUGUUAAAGAUGGUGAUAUUAAUGCAUUUAUAUACGAUGCCACUGUUCUUGAGUAUUUGGCCGGUCAAGAUGACGGCUGUAAGUUGAGGACUGUUGGCACUUGGUAUGCUAUGACGGGAUAUGGAAUAGGUUUUCCCAAAGGCAGUAAAUGGAAAAAAGUCAUCGAUAAAUACCUAUUACAAUUUCAGCAUGAAGCUAGGGAAAUGGAAAGGCUUCAAAAGUUUUGGUUAUCUGGAGCUUGUUCAACAAAGAAGGAUGAGGGAGAAAGUUCAAUGCCCCUAGGUAUAUUAAAUUUUACCUCUGCAUUUAUCCUUUUGGCUGGUGGUAUGCUAUUGGGCGCGGUUCUGCUUAUAUUAGAGCAUGUUUACUUUAAGUUCUUCCGAGUUCGACUUCGUAAAUGGGACAAAUGUGGUUGUUGUGGCCUGGUUAGCUUAUCCAUGGGAAAGUCAUUAACGUUCGAGCAGUCUGUAAAAGAAGCGAUCAAUCUCCAAAGGAAUUACAAAUGUAAGAACGCUCUAUGUGAGACGCAUCUUUGGAGAACUAAACACGAACUCGAUCUGGCUUUACUACACGUCGACAGAUUAGAAGCUCAAUUAAGUUCACUCGGAAUAGAACCAGAAAGAGUAUCAAAACUACCAUGUAACGGACUGGAGAGCAUAGAAGAUGAGCGGAAGAGACAGAGAAGAUUAAGGGCUAGGUCGCGAUCUUUACCAAGUUCACCAGCCAGAGGAGUUCGCGAUUCAUCUACACCGUCCAGGUUGAAAAGCAAUCGAGCCUGCUAUAUUCACCUCGAUGAUAAUUUCCUGACCAGCAUCGAGAAAGAGACGGUUUUAUGACGACCUUUUUAGGCGAUUAAUGCUCAACGAGGGAACAAACAAAGUGCACUACGUUAUGUUGCAUUUCUGACGAGUGUAGCAACCAGAAUGGUGUAUUGUAACAAUAAAAAUAACCGCACGAUUUUAUGCUGUAAAAAUAAGAAAAUAUACGUUUACAGUUAUAUUCUGUAUACAUUCAUAUUUAUAUAUUAAUAUUAAUAUUAUCUUUGAAUAAAAGGUAAAGAUGUUUUAAAUUA